UAAUUUCAGACCCGUGUCCAUGAAACUCUCUCAGGUCUCCCGUUCACUAACUCGUAUAAUAUUCUAUCUCAUCACUUCAACAGAAGUAAAAAAAACUAACAUUCUCCUACAUCUUUUUUCUCUGUAAGAAAAUAAAAUAAAAUGAGAGGUUGAUAGAAGCGAUCGGUCAAGACUGAAAACAGGUUUCUUUUCUUACAUCACAUACAUUCUACGUUCAUGGGUUCAUCGAUUUUCCUUCAUUGAACAAGAGUUUUCUUUAUAGACACAUUUUUUUGAAGUUUAUUUGCACAGGAAAAAAACACACAACCAAAAAGAUAACAUUUUCCACUUCAGAUCUUUGUAAAAGGUACGGGAUAAGGUACAACAUUUUUCGAUCUCGAAAUUGAAGUUAUUUCUAAUUCUGGGUUUUCUUUAAAUUUCUUCAUUUCUGUUUGUGUCGGUGAAAGUUUGAGUUUUGUGGGUGGGCAAUUGAGAAGUAGUGAUUUAGGGUUCUCUGGAAUGUGAUAGAUUUGGUUAGGGGGGUUUGAUUUUGGAAAAUUUAGUUGUUUAAAGUUGUAAUUUAUUGCUUAUGUAAGCUAAAUAUGGAAAAUAUAUGGUUGAAAGCAUUUACCUGAGUUAGUUAGGGUUGGAUAUUUAUGGUAACCCAUUUGGGGAACUUGUUUGAAUUUGUUGUUGAAUUUAGGGGUUCCUGUAACAACAAUAAAGUUAGUUCUUUUUUGGAGAUUUUUAUCUGGUUUUGUUAGAAGUGAUGGAUUAUGGUGGUGAAGCUGGAUUUUCGGGUGGAAAUGUUGUACAAAUUAAUCCUGAAAUUCCUAGUAUGGAGAAUUGGGGGCCAAGUUUAAAUGAUCAAGCAAUAUGGGCAACUGAAGAUGAUUAUGGUUUGUGGAAUGGUGAUUUAUCUGUAGAUACUCCUUUGAAUUAUGAUGGAAGACAAUCUCAAUCUCGAUCAGGAAGUGAACCUCCAAAUAAAAAGUCGAGGAACAAUUCGCAAGGAGGGGAUUCAUUUGGAAGUGGGUUUGGUAGAGAUUUUCCCUCUCCUGCGAAUCGCUCAAAGGUUAUUGGAAAGAUGUUUUUCAAAACUAAACUUUGUUGCAAAUUCAGAACCGGUACUUGUCCUUACAUUACUAACUGUAAUUUCGCUCAUGGGAUUGAAGAACUGCGUAAACCCCCUCCAAAUUGGCAAGAAAUUGUUGCAGCUCAGGAUGAAGAUCGUUGGUUAUUGUCGGAACCAAGGGAGGAAAAUCAGAUUCCAAUUCUUACUACUUCUAAUAAUACUGGAGAAACUCAACGAUCUUAUAAAGGACGGCAUUGUAAGAAGUUUUAUACUGAAGAGGGUUGCCCAUACGGAGAUAAUUGUACAUUUCUUCAUGAUGAACAAUCGAAAGCUCGUGAAAGUGUAGCAAUAAGUUUGGGACCAAGUAUGGGCAAUGGGUAUGGAACUACUGCAAAUGGCUCGAGCCAAAAGCCAUCAAAUUGGAAAACAAGGAUCUGUAACAAGUGGGAGACAACUGGGUACUGCCCAUUUGGUAGCAAGUGCCAUUUUGCCCAUGGAUUGGGAGAGCUACACAGAUACGGUGGAGGUCUAGUGGACACAGAAGGAAGAGAGGGUUCUUUAGCUCCUCCGGACCUGAAACCAGUUGGUGGAGUCCCAUCGAAGACAACAAUGGAUUCUGGGCUUCCAUCUACCACAUCUGUUCCUCAUGCAGAUGUUUAUCACAUGGGAGGAGUUCCCUCACAGAGAUCUUUGGCUGUAAACCAGAGACCAGGGCAAAGACCCAUUCACAAAUGGAAAGGCCCUGACAAAAUCAGUAGGAUAUAUGGUGAUUGGAUCGAUGAUAACGAGAUGGAACCUGCUCGUUAGUUGCGGGAGAAUAAGUGAGCUCGAAAAUUCGGGACAGUGGAGAACCAAAAUUUGGUUUGUGAACAAAUUUCUUGCUCAAUCAUACUUGUCCUUGUAAAAUCUGAUUUAGUUUUGAGUUUGGUUCUUUUCAUCGAUGUUGUAAGGUUGUAAUUUCUAAGGCUUGGAAUUUUUGUUCCUCCUUUUCUUUCACAGACCCUUUUUAGGAAAACCAAUAAUCUUAAAUCUUCAUCAGUCGAAGCUUUUUACA
Papaver somniferum (opium poppy) is the source of this 2108-nucleotide messenger RNA. RefSeq names its product zinc finger CCCH domain-containing protein 56-like. The record is from RefSeq and is a predicted model, not a curated record. Gene Ontology annotation, molecular function: mRNA binding; metal ion binding. Lineage: Eukaryota; Viridiplantae; Streptophyta; Magnoliopsida; Ranunculales; Papaveraceae. The transcript is spliced from 2 exons. The coding region runs from base 749 to 1861 and encodes 370 amino acids.